Molecule: messenger RNA, 8511 nt
Organism: Epinephelus moara (kelp grouper)
Lineage: Eukaryota; Metazoa; Chordata; Actinopteri; Perciformes; Serranidae
Product: PDZ domain-containing protein 4-like
Exons: 17
Coding region: 3534-6818 (1094 amino acids)
Molecular function (GO): protein binding
Source: RefSeq, a predicted model, not a curated record
CUCAAGGACCGUCAGUGGGCGAGCUGGUCGAUUAUAAAACCAGAGGGAGGGACGCUCUGUUCUCUGCAAAGUCUCAGUAUCACUUGUAAAAAGGCAUCACUGACUAACAGCUGUGAUUUCCUACCAACCUUUUUAUGAUUUUUAUACAAUAAUGCAACACAGCCUGUUGGAAAAGAUCUAAAGAUGAGAUGAAUGUGGAGCUCAGAGGUUUGUCUUUAAAGCAACAAGAGCGUGCAGACGACACCAGCCCACUGAGGUACAUGUGGAGUGAAAGACAAAAACACUUUUAAAGAGAGAAUUAAGAAAAGCUCCAAAUGAGCUCGAGACUGAAUCCAAAAUGCAAACCGAGGCGACCGCAGUGAAUAAUCCUGGAACAUGCGCAUUCAAAUGUAAAAAUGAGACUUCAGGAAUAAGCACAGAGGUCGAUCUCUAACUGAGGAACCGAAAGUUGUCCACAAGUGGUGAAGACAAGUCUGAGCGGUCAGAAAAAUGUUUUGAGGUUGAGCUGGAAAGAAAAACCCAACUUGUAGCACAAGCGCUACACCGAGCCCACAAUAACGAGGAAAGACAUCAAGUCAAAUCAACUUGAAAUAUUUUGCGGCUACAAACGUUUAUCCAUAGCACAAAAUCUCUUGUAACACUUUUGAUAAAAACCCUGCAGGAACCGUGAGGAUUUCAGAGAAUGAAAGGAAAUCGACUGAGCUGAUGCUCGCAGCACAAACACCACAUGGAGUUUAGAUUUUACUCCUCAAAUAUUUCCUGUUCUUUAAGCACAAAAUUUUUGUCACGAAUCGAAGCACAAACUGUUUUUAUCUCUGAAAUUAAAAACUCCAGCUGCUCUGGAUCUGACAGACGAACAGGUUGAUUAUAAAAUGACCUUUUAAGCACAAAUUGUGACCAAUAUUCAAACACAGAUUUCAAAUUCAGGUGCUAAAGAUAAAGUUUUCCUCUCUAUGAGGUUAAAGAUGUUUGCUCAAGCUGGUGUGUGAAGUUCAGUAAGCACAAGCUGCGUUCAGAUUAUUUCCACACAUAAGUAUUCAGGUGCUAAAAAGUAUUUUGUUGUGUGAUUUUUUUUAUGAUUUCAGAAACACUUUUGUAUCAAUUCAAAGCACAAACACACCCCUCAUAAGCACACAGCGCUUUUUACGCUGAUUUGAGAAAUAAUUCAACAUCAGCUGCUGAUUUAUAAAAUAACUGGUGGCGCAGACGAGAUCAGGGGAGUCGACUAACCCUCCAGACAAAUGUUCAUAUUCAGGCUGCUGCUUUCUGAUCUGUGAAUGUGUUUGGAUAAAUUAUUGAGGCCAAACUUCAAUAUCUGACUCGGAGCGUUGCCUCGUCCUGAUGCAGAAACAUAAAUUCAGAUCACUUUUAAAGAUUUCUCUGUCACUCAUAUUUAAUAUUUCACAUCAAACUGUUUGCUGUGUCUUGUCAAUUUGGGGAGAAAGGAAGUUGUUUUAAUCACUCGCUGAUGAAUUAUUGAACUGAAGUGAAAACUGCUGGAACACAUUACAGCCCGGAGGAGUUUUCUUUCCUUCUUCUUCUCCUCCUUCAUGUCUUAUUAAUCGUCACUGGCCUCGUUUCCACUGCGGCUUCAAACAAACCUCAGGGGACCGAAAACUAAACAUUUGGCUGAAGAUGUUUAAGUGUUUUGUAAAGAUUUGUGAGACGUUACAGGCUUGAAAAAAGCAGCGCGGUUAGUUUAAUGUAAGUUUAAUAAGAGAAGGUGUCACUUUGAUUCAGGCUGAGGAGAUCUCAGCGGAGGGAAAGCUGCACAUUUCUGUCAGGGAAAUUAAAGAAUAUAUAUAUUUUUGUCAUUGUACUUGCAGUUUGCAGGAAGACGCUGAUUAUUUAAUAACUCAAAUAGAAGUAAAACAUACAUAAUACAUGAAAAGCAGGAGUUUUGUUGUGACUGUGACUUAUUGGUGUCACUUUUACUGGACGCAGAAGCUUUACAGUUUAAUUUUAUAUGUCUUUUCUCCACAUUCGGCCAUUUGAGCUGCAGGGAGACAUUUUUAAAGCCCCACAGUUUAUAUUUAUCUUAUUGAAUCCAUCACUUUCAAAGCAGUCGUUAAAUGUAUUAAAAACCAGGAAACCAGAGAGGAUAAAUUAAGAUUUAAUCUUUUUUAAAUCAUCUUCCCUUCACCUUUCUCUGGCGACUUGAGCUGCAGACUUCCAACAACUGACCAACUCGACUCGUUUGUGUUCAACACAUUAAAUAACUGACUUCACCGCCGACACUGAAACCAUUUUACGACACCGAGAUUUAAAUAACAUGAACUGACCUAAUUUUUUGCACCUGUGAACACACACCUUCACCCCUCCAUCACCUCCACCCUCAUCAUCACAAACAUCUGAUUCUCUCCCACAAACUCAAAUGAACUGUUUUUCCAGUUUGAAGCACAAUCUGGAGAGUGUUUCCCCUCUUCAUCCCCCCUCCUCCUCCUCCUCCCCUGCAGGGCAGAAACAAUCUGCCGCGCAUGAAUAAAAAUUAAUUUUUCACCGUGAUGAAAAGACACAGCGUCUCGCCUCCUCGCCGCCCGCAGGACAGCAGAUAAAAGCUGUUUACUGUGAGGAGACUUCAGAGCAACACAACGCGUCUCAUUUAUGAAAAGAACAACAAAACCAGGCUGAACAGUGUCCUCCUCCUUUUGUCUUCUGUCUCUUAAUUGUUUUUGCCCACGAGAGCGAAGCAUUAAGAAGCACAGGGGUGGGUUUCUCUUUUGUCUUCAGAGUGACAGAGACAACAGGAAGUGAACUCAGCUUGACUCUCAGCUGGGUUUUUAUCAGAAGUGACACUUUUCUAAACGGAGACGGACGUCUUUGUUGAAGGAGUUUGACUGAUAAAAGCAUUUAAUAAACUUGAUGAAGCACAUUCGGGGAUUUUAAGUGGCUUCAUUUCUUGUGGGAAAUCUUUCUUUUCUGAGGGAAAACUCAGACUACAGUGACGCACUGUUAAAAUAUUUCACCUUUACGAGAGUAUCAUUAUUUUUUGCAGAAGAGUCACAGAAGCCACACAAAUACACUACAUUUGAAUUAAACCUGGAAAAAAGCAGGAAACAUUUUAAUUUCAUUUUUUAAGAACUGCUUUGACUGAUUUCUCUGACGAUUUCUAGUUGACCUUUGCAAAGGAUGAACAUGACUCUUCCUACAUAACGGAUCUUUGUCUGGAUUAUAAAUUUCACCAACUCUUCAUUUGGUCUGAGAAUUUGUCUGAAAUCUGGUGAUGUUUUUGGACUGUUGCCCAUUUUUGUUUGGCAAAGUUAAUCUCAGAUUUGGGCGUGGUCAUCUGAACAAGAAUUAUCUUUGUGAAGGUAAUUUUGGCUCAAAGGUCAGAGGCUGAUUAAGGGGAAAAUAAGCAAGAAAACAGACGGCGAAGACGCACCUGAGGACGUCGCAUUUGGAGGGUAAAGGUCAGACAGCGAGCUGGAUUAUUGACUCGUUUCCUGAGGGACCUGCAGAGACAGAGGACAGAGGACGCCGAGAUUGAAAAGACACAAAGGACGCAGAGACGGAGAUAAGUGUCAGACGUCAUCAUGGGCUGCAACAUGUGUGUGGUGAAACGUCCGGAGGAGCAGUACAGGAUCAUGUUCCAGCAAAAAGGCUGGAGUGACUCCCUGCGGCCGCUGGACAGACACGGAAACAUAAAGGUCAGAGGACGGAGACCCUCUCAGCUCCCGCUGGACAGACCACAGAACUCCCAAGAUCCUUUGCACCAACCUGGUCCAGUUCGCAAGAGUCACAGAAGGAAAGGUACGUUAGUGUGCAGUGGUAACGGGACCGGAAGCAGCUCCAUCUACUCCGUUGCCAUGGUUGCAAUCCCCGACUGCGUCGACAACGCCACGCAGACGGACAUCAGCUUCCAGAACAUCGUGCCACUGGGGAAGAACAGAGGUCACCACCACCAUCACCACGGGCGGGGAGGUGGCUCCUCCUCUCCUCCACCACCUCCACCCUCCCCUCCCCUCCCUCACCUCGGGGGACCGUACGGGAUCAAUGAGUUCUGUGUGUUUGAGUACAACGACCCUGAUGACUACUUUGACGUGUCCAACCAUGAGGUGGACAGGCAGGACGACCUGGAGUACGAGGAGGUGGAGCUGUACAAAUCCAGUCAGCAGGAGAAGCUGGGGCUCACAGUCUGCUACAGGACGGACGACGAGGAGGAUCUCGGGAUUUAUGUUGGAGAGGUUAAUCCAAACAGCAUCGCAGCCAAGAACGGACGCAUCAGAGAGGGCGACCGGAUCCUGCAGAUUAACGGAGUGGAUAUUCAGAACAGAGAGGAAGCUGUGGCUAUUUUGACCCGAGAGGACAGCAUCAACUUCUCCCUGCUACUGGCCAGGCCAGAUAUAGAGAAUGACAACCCUGAUGGUCCGGAGGAGGACAUGGAGCUGACUCUGGAGGGAGGAGGCUUCCACCCAAACCCACGAGCCUCCUCCUGCUCCCUCCCUUCCACCCAGCCCUCUGGCUAUUAUCGCCUCUGCCGGGGAGGAGGAGGAGGAGGAGGAGGAGGAGGAGGAGGAGGAGGCCUGGCCUGCCCGGGGGGAGCAGGAGGUGGAGAAGGUCCUGGGGAUGAUGUGGAUGUGGAGGAGGAGGAGGAGGAUGAGGAUGGGGAGGAAGGAGAAAGAGGAGAGAAGGAGGACAGAGACCCCCCUGUGCCCCUCCCUCCUCUGCUGAGCCUGGCUCCUCUGCUGUCUAACAGCCAGGAGCUGGACAGCGGAGUGGGCCGGACAGACGACAGCACCCGCUACGAGGAGUCGUCUGAGCACGACCUGCUGGGUGAUCAGACCAGUGCCUGUAACACCAACACCACCAACACACCAGGCAGCACCAGGAAGUUCAGAGCGGGACCCAGCCCCAGACCCAGCCCAGGCCUCGGCCCCAGCCCCGGACAUGGCAGAGGAGACACCACCCCUCCUUUCCUGCAUCUGCGAGACCUCCAGCUCAGCUCCGACUCCCUCCCCGGCCUGGACUGGGCAGCUGCAGGAGGAGCAGGAGGAGCAGCGUAUAGCCCCCACCAUCAUCACCACCACAAGCACUACCACCACCAUCACUACCAGCCCCCUCUAGCGAUGAUGAUGCCGGGCCUGACGGAGGAAGAGUGCCAGCGAUACCAGGAGCUGCUGGAGAUCAAGUGCCAGUACGAGAAACGUAACGAAAAACAGCAAAGAGAAGCGGCGAAAAAUGAGUGUAAAGACACUGAAGCAGAGGUGAAGGACCAGGAGGAGAGAGAAGAGGCAGAGAGGGGAGGAGAGGAGGAAGCUGCUUCUUCGUCUGCGGUGGACGUGAACUGCAAUGCGACUUUAAGCGAGCAUGAGAUGGCGCUGAUUGAGGAGGAGUUACGCCACCUGGAGUUCAAGUGCCGCAACAUUCUCCGAGCGCAGAAGAUGCAGCAGCUCAGAGAGAGGUGUCUGAAAGCCUGGAUGAUGGAGGAGGAGACGGUGGCAGCUGGAGCGGGGCGACCAGGCCCUCCUGAAGCAGGUGUGGAUAAUGACAACGAGGAUGACGAUGAUAAUGACCCUCAUCGUCACGAGUUAUCGGCUAUCAAUGAGCUCCCGGAGCGAGAACGAUCUGACGACAAAGACAGCACCAGCGCCUACAACACCGGGGGGGAGAGCUGCCGGAGCACGCCAUUGGUUAGCACCGAGCAGAUCCCGCCUCUCCAGGAAGAGGAAGAUGAAGGAGGAAGACGACUGAUGUCUCCACCUCCUCUAUUACCUCUCGCGCGCCUCCCCCCUCUGAACUCCCCCCUCACCCCGCGUCGUCACGGGCGGGACCGAGACAGAGAGAGGCGCCACUCGAACCUCAGCUGCUCUUUCUCCCCGAGCACUUACAGGAAGUACGAAACAGCCAAUGGCAACGUCGCACAUGGGUCAAGCUCCACCCCCUCUACGCCCUCCAAGUUCAGGUCUCUGACCAGAGAGGCGGGGUCUUCUUCAAGAAGGGGUGUGGCUGAUGGAGGGCGGGGCUCCAGAGCAGGUGGCGCCACCGACAGGCCCGGAGGUGGAAGUGCAGAGUCCAGUCCUUAUUUCACCAGAAGACACCACAGCAACAACAAACCAUUAGAGCGCUACCAGAGCUGCAUGGCGCUGCCCUCUGAGGGCCUGGUGGACCCAUUGGAUCGAGUGAGAGACAGAGCGAGGGCCGAGGGUGAGGAGAGGGGGAUGGGCACGGGCAGCAGCGGCCCAGCCAGCCCCAGGAGUGUGAACAGCGCCCCCUGUGGUCUGGAGGACCACCAUACAGGCGCCUCACGGUUAGGACUAGCGUUACCACUCGGGCUGACACACUCAUCGCCAACUGCGUCACCACAACGCAUGGAGUGGAAGGUAAAGAUCCGGAGUGACGGAACUCGUUAUGUGGCCAAGCGGCCGGUCAGGGAUCGUCUCCUGAAGGCCCGAGCCAUGAAGAUCAGAGAGGAGCGCAGCGGCAUGACGACCGAUGACGACGCUGCCAGUGAGAUGAAACAGGGCCGAUACUGGAGCAAAGAGGAGAGGAAGCAGCAGCUGCUGAGAGCCAGAGAGUACCGACGAAGAAGAGAGUACAUGAUGCAGAGCCGCCUAGACUACCUCAGAGGAGACAGGGACAUUUCAUCAUCAGCCCGGGGAGCCGAAGACCUCCGUUCAUCCCAGACGGCCCAGCUUCACCCCCGACAGGACUCCCCCAGCAACAACAUCCUGUUACUGAGCCAGAAGAAGAUCAUGAAGAGGAGGAAUCGCCGCAUCCUCGACAACUGGAUCACCAUCCAGGAGCUGCUGGCUCACGGCUCCAGGUCGCCGGACGGGAAGAAAAUAUACAACCCUCUGCUCUCUGUGACCACGGUGUGAUGUGAGGAGAAGAGAAGAGGAGGAAGAAGAAGAAAGAAACGGACAAUACAAACUUCAAACUAUGAGAUCAAAGCUUCAGAUGUCUUUGGGCUGGAAGGAAGAUAGACACGUGUUAACAGAGCAGAGAAGACUUCAUAUAAAGACGAGGGAUUUAUAACCUGGAACAUUUUGAUGUAUGUCUAAAAACUGUUCCCUGAACUGUCUUUGAUCGUGAGCGUGAUGGCGAAGGGAAGGUACAAGUAAAGGAAACGCGAGGAUGGAGUAUAAGGACAACAUGCAGUAGGAGGCAGCUGAAGUGGAAAAGUGAUAAUGACUCUGAAAGGAUGGACUCGGCAUCAAACAAGCAGCAAGCAGAAAACCUGAACAGUUGGGUUACUCGUCCUGAAGGUUGAAUCUGGGAACAAAAAACUGUUAUAGGGACUGGAUGCUGGAUGGCCUUUAAAGCAGCCAAGUGUUCAGCCCAACAUAUGGUACUGGAUUGAAUCCUGAGAACUGAACUUCUUUGACACAAAGAGCACCAGGUUAUAUGUCUCUUUAAACUCAGUAAAGACACUUCUAAGAAGGGAACGGUUUGUUCUGGUUCACUGCUGCUUUUAGGACCUCAAGAAAAUGUUCCAUGAUAGACUGGAAGGUAGAGAGACUCUUCUCUGUACAUGAAGGAGACGGGUUUCAUGUCCUGGUGUGUUCAGGCAGAAAUAAAGUUCAGAUAUUUUGAAGUGCGGUUGAUUGGGCUACUUAUCCAUAGACAGUAUUAUACAUAACAGAUGUCAGUCAGCACGCCCCCAGUUUGGAGAGUCAGGCUGAAUGUCCGACAGUGAAUUCCGUUAUAUAGCUCUCUUUAAAGCCAGACUCCAUUGAGAAAAACAGUGAUUUAAUAUCACUGAACAAAGGAUCUACAGCUGCCUCAGUCAAUUAGUUUGUACAUGUUACUGUGUGACUUUGGCGACGUUGGCAUUAAAAAGGGUUAGUUCAGAUUCACCAGAGUCAUACAGUAACAUAAACACACUAGUUAGUCAGUGGGGAUAGACCAGCGUCUCCCGUAUUCAGCAAGCUAGAAUUGCUGUUUUUGUCAGUGGAGUCUGGUGGCUUCGACAAGAGCAUUAACAGCUUACUUGUCGAAAAUUCCUGGUAAAGUGGUGAAAAUGCUCUCAAUAUAGCGUACACUUUAUUUUCUAUUUUUAUAUACUUUAUUAAUCCCCCCGAGGGGACAUUCAAUAUUUUCACUCCGUUGUCAUUAACACACAGGUCUGAAAUACACACACAUGCACAAACAGGACCUAUACAUGCAGUAAGUGGAGAGAUGUCAGAGUGAAGGGGCUGCCCAUGGACAGGCGCCCCGAGCGGUUGGGGGGUAUGGUGCCUUGCUCAAGGACACCUGGGUGGUUCUCAGGAGGUGAACUGGCACCUCCAGCCACCAGUCCACGCUCCAUAUUUGGUCCGGACAGGGACUUGAACAGGCGGCCCUCCGGUUCCCAAGCCAAGUCCCUAUGGACUGAGACUGAGCUACCAUAAAAAUAGUUGCAAGCUGGAGUCAAACCCAUGACCACUGCAACGAGGCAUCACCUCUGUAUAUAGAACGCCGGCUAGGGCUGUACCCAAAUAUUCGGAUAUUCGAAUAUUCGUUUCUAUGGAUAGGUAUUCGUUAUGAAAAUUUGGUAUUCGAUAUUCAUUUUUUUAUUUACUUUUUUUUUUU